GUGAAAACUAAACGCACCCGUCCCACCAAGUCUCCUUGGAUUACCACAAAUUUGAAAAAACGAAUGAAUUUCAGAAACGGGCUAAAGAAAAAAGCUGUUAAAACUAAGGAUGCGUCUUCUUGGAAUCGAUUCCGGAAGGUCAAAAAUAAAGUAAAUCAGGAAAUCAAGGCUACUAAAAAGGCCUAUUAUAAUAAUUCUUUUAAUAAUUAUGCCGGUGAUCAACGUAAGACCUGGAAGACCAUCAAUGAAUUGACUUCCCGCAAAUCUAAUAAAACAAUAAUAAAUGAAAUACAAUAUCAGGGACUAAAAUCGAGCAAUCAAGCAGAAGUUGCUGAAUUAUUGAACACUUUCUUCAUUGAGAUUGGACCAAGGCUUAGUCGAAAUGUUUCGAAUGUUGAUACCACCUACAAAGAGUUUCUUUGUGGAACUUCUAAGGAGUUUGCCUUCAAGGAAAUAACAUCUGCUCAUAUUUAUUCUCUCCUUUCAAAACUUUGUAAAUCAAAGGCCAUUAGCUGGUAUAUCAGCUAAAUUAUUAAGGGAGUGCCCUUAUCUUAUCGCCGAGUCUCUUACUUUAAUAUUUAAUCAAUCACUGUUGACAGGAAUUUUUCCCGAUGAGUGGAAGUCGGCUAGGGUUACUCCAUUGUAUAAAAAUUCUGGUAAACGAAAUGAUCCCACCAAUUAUCGACCAAUAUCGGUGAUCCCAGUCGUGGCCAAAGUAUUUGAACGAGUAGUCUACGACCAGUUGUAUCACUAUCUUACUGAGAAUCGUAUUCUAUCCCGUUACCAAUCUGGUUUUCGUUCUUUACAUUCUACUGUUACCGCAUUACUCGAAGCUACCGAUAGCUGGGCAGUGAACGUUGAUCGUCGCCUUGUCAAUGCCGUUGUCUUCUUAGACUUAAAAAAGGCUUUCGACACAGUUGAUGGAUUACGCGGUUCCUGUCACGAAUGGUUUAAACAAUCGUACCCAAACUUGCCAAAUUAAUUGCUCAAUGUCAAACCCAAAAUUAGUUACAUGUGGUGUUCCCCAGGGAACAAUUCUUGGACCUUUAUUGUUUUUACUGUAUAUUUAUGACCUACCUAAUUGCUUGCAUUUUUCAGAACCUAGAAUGUAUGCCGAUGACACCAGCCUAACCUAUGCCAGCGCAGAUUUAAAACUCAUAAAUGACUGCGUUAACGUCGAUUUAAACAAGGUGUAUAUAUGGCUAUCGGCUAACAAACUGACCCUUAACUUGACUAAAACUGAGUAUAUGUUAGUUGGGUCGAGGCAGAAGCUAUCAAAGCUUUCUGAAACUCCUUCUUUUAUGAUAAACGACCAUCCCGUGAUGCAAGUGUCAACGGCAAAAUCUCUUGGAGUGCAUAUUGACCAAAACUUAAGCUGGGAAUGCCACAUACAGGGUAUUUGUAAAAAGAUUGCUUCUGCUUUGGGUGCAAUUAAAAGAAUACGACAUCUUAUUCCUUUUAAUGUAUUAAUUAAUGUUUACGACAAUUUAAUUCAACCGCAUUUUGAUUACUGUAAUGUCGUAUGGAGUAACUGCGGCAUUGACCUUUCCGAUAAGCUGCAGAGCGGGGAUGUGCCGCUGGGACCCUGGAACCCUUGACCUAUACCAGAGCUAGUUCAGCUGAAUUUUGCUACCCUAUACUAGAGUAAACUUUCAAAAUCCCCCUAUCCUAGAGUAGCUGUUUCCCCAGUAUAGAUAAAAUCUUCAACCAACUGAUCAGUUUCCUGAAAAAUGAUACCCUAUUCUAGACCCAAACGCUCUGAUUUAUAUAACCUAUCCUAGAGUAAACUGCUUGAAAACCAUACCCUUCACAGCGGCACAUACCCAUAUAGCCCAUAUAUGGCAGUACCCCCCCCCCGGGCUGCAGAGGCUCCAAAAUCGUGCAGCCCAUAUUCUAAUGUCCCCUAAUUCUGAUUGUAAUGUGGACGAUUUGUUCCUGGCACUGGGUUGGCGUAAGCUUAAACACCAAAGACAAGUAUCGACGGCUAUUAUGAUGUAUAAAACCGUACAUGGGAUGACUCCCGACUAUCUAACCUCUAAAUUUGUGUCUCGUGACGAAAUAACUUCUUAUCGACUGAGGAAUACUGAAAAUAAAUUAGUCCUUCCACUUCCCCGUACCAAUUAUUUAGAGAAAAGUUUCUCCUAUAGCGGAGCUAAGCUGUGGAACAGCCUAUCCCAUGAUUUAAGAUCUGCAGAUUCUUUACAUGAUUUUAAACGCAAACUGUGUCGCAACAGUUUUGAAUGA
Porites lobata is the source of this 2244-nucleotide messenger RNA. The record is from the annotation of a GenBank genome assembly. Lineage: Eukaryota; Metazoa; Cnidaria; Anthozoa; Scleractinia; Poritidae.